CGCCACUUCAAAUACAAAUCCUGGAGUACAAUUGAUGUGCAAAUGCAUGGAUAUUGGUGUCAAGCUAGCAGACGCAGCAAUCAAUUAGGAAGGGUGACUAGCUAGCUAUCGAAUUUGGGACACUUCACACUUGGUAAAAGGAGGAGAAUGCGAUUUUCAAUGGAGGAGAUCUUUAAUAAUAAUAGUAGUUCAACGAAGACCAGUAAUAGAGAGGUGAAACAGGAAAUCAUGGUAAUCGACGGUGGAGAAGAACCAAGUAAACGUAAAAGUGAAAGUGAAACGAUGAUCGAGGUAGAAGAGUCGUUGUUCACACCUCGAAUACCGAGAGUUCCACCGGUGAUGAGAAACCAUGAAAAUAACAAGGGAAUGUUUGAUCCAAAGGUGGUUUCUAUAGGUCCAUACCACCAUGGCAAAGAGGAUCUCCAGCUUGUAGAGAACAUCAAGCCUAAGGUAGCAAAACUGUUUCUACAAGACAGCGGCAAGGAUAUGGCUGCGGUCUACAGCAUGAUUCUUGAAAUGGUUGUUGAUGAAAGGGGGGUUGAUGAUCCUAGAAGCUACUAUGAUAAAUGUUCAACCGACAAAUACAGUCGUGAGCAAUUUGCAAAUAUGAUGCUCUUGGAUGGUUGUUUCAUUCUAGCUAUAAUUGAGGACUCCUUCCUCUUUAAUGCCAAUCAAGGACCAAAAUAUGAUGAUUUUAGAAAUCAUCUAGGCAUUCCACUUUGGUUUUCAACAUUUGGAGACAUAUUUUACUUGCUUGAGAAUCAACUCCCAUUUCAAGUUCUUGAGUUGCUAAUGAGCUUAAAAUUCAAAGGAGAUGAGGGGAUGAAAUCCAUCAAGAAGGUAUUGAAGUUUUUGAUUUCUAUGGACACUGGACAUCUUGGGAAUACGGAGGACGUUAAUGUCAAUCAAACCGAUUGGGAAUUGGCUCAUCUCCUUCAAUUGGUGCAGAAAAAUUUUCUCAAUCUCAAUCGAUCCCUUCACGUAUCCAAAUCUCAAAUGGGCACAAGGAAGGGGAAAGACAAAUUCCAAUGUAAGUGCCGUCUUAAGGAUUACAUUGAACGGUGCCAUAAGAUAUUCCGUUUUGUCAAGAAACACAAAUAUUCCAAACCUAAGUAUAACCUGAAGGAACAUGUUCGCUCAUUUCGUUCAGUUACUGAGCUCAAAGAAAAAGGGAUAUACUUUACGCCUAACAGUUCUUUAUCUCGUCAGGAUAUUGAGUUCAAAUCUUGUUGCUUCUAUGGACGUCUUGAACUUCAUCCUGUCAUAGUUCAUGGAACGACCAAACUAUUUUUCUCAAACAUGCUUGCUUAUGAAAUGAUUUCAAGCACUAGAUUUGAGGACCUUGCCAUUACCUCUUACGUUGAUUUCAUGAAAUUACUGAUUGACAACCAGGCCGAUGUGAAAGAGUUGCGGUCAAAGCAUGUACUAUUCAACGCGAUUGGCAAUGAUCAAGACGUGGCUAAUGUUUUCAAAGAGAUCACCAUUUUUGGAACUAAUGUCAAAAUAUAUGCUGAUGUCAAGCAGAGGAUUCAGGAUCACUAUAACAGCACUGCCAAGACUUGGAUGGCAGCUUGUAUUAACAAAUAUUUUAGCGGACCAUGGACAGCCAUUGCUUUCGUCGCUGCAACUUGUCUAUUUGUCUUGGCUUUUCUCCAGACUUACUACACUAUCUCCCCUUGCUCAUCCCAUAAAUAAAGAAAAAGUACGCCAACAAAAUUUCACUACUAAAUUUGUAUUAAUGCCUAAGUGCCAAUUUGUUUUGAUGUCUCUUCCGGUAUUUUUCCUUUAUUUGUUCUCUAGGUGUCAUCAAGAUUUGUGUGAGCAGGGGUACGUGUAACCCCUUCUACAAUUUUUUUUGUGUGUGCAUGUGCGUGCGUGCACGCGCGUUUGUCUGUUUUCUCAUAAUAAUUGUGAUUAGUGCUCUUGUAAUUUGUGUUUUUGCGAGAAAACACAAUAAUAACUUUGUUCCUUGUUACUUGUUAUCAGACUUAUU
This is a messenger RNA of Camellia sinensis, 1993 nucleotides long. NCBI's taxonomy places the organism in Eukaryota, Viridiplantae, Streptophyta, Magnoliopsida, Ericales, Theaceae. The record is from RefSeq and is a predicted model, not a curated record.